AUGUUUUACAUGAAUUGCGUAUGUAUCCUGAAUGCUUGCUUUAGUAAAGUCAACGAUGGUCUUAGACAGUUAAACAGACCUACAACGAACGAUGACAAUUUCGCGGGAACACCAUCGUUCGAGAAGACUUUCCAAGAAAAACAAAGGUGCACCCUGUUGAUCGUGAAAUUGAAAAAUUUGGAAGAGAAACAUCUAAGGAUCAGCGAUGUUGUCCAAGUGUUGAACGAAACGUUUUUCCUUCAUACUACAGGCUUGAUAAUUCUAACGUUCCUCGUCAUCACCUUUAAUUCGUACUUCUUCAUUCUUUGGUUGAAUGGAGGGUACAUACUGGAUAUGUCUACACAAUUUUGGUACAUACAGUUCCUCCCAAGCGUGCUUCAUUACACGGCAAAAUUUAUUAUGAUAAUUUGGACUUGCGAGACUGCGAAAAAUCGAGCCCUGGAAAUUGGGACAACCAUACACGAUGUACUCGGCGAUACUACUGACACGUUCGCACAGAACGAGGUAAUUAUUUUACAGCAAUAA
Hylaeus anthracinus is the source of this 525-nucleotide messenger RNA. RefSeq lists its product as uncharacterized. NCBI's taxonomy places the organism in Eukaryota, Metazoa, Arthropoda, Insecta, Hymenoptera, Colletidae. The coding region runs from base 1 to 525 and encodes 174 amino acids. Gene Ontology annotation, biological process: sensory perception of taste. Gene Ontology annotation, cellular component: membrane. The transcript has a single exon. The record is from RefSeq and is a predicted model, not a curated record.